UCUCAGCUAAUAUCAGCUUCCUAGGCUCGAGCAACUUCUCACCCAUAUCUAUUUAUCAGGUAUAUAUAUAGCCCCAGUCUGUCGACCUCCUUUCGAAAUGGAACUCACUGGCUAUCAUAUUCUUCCCUCUUCCUUGAACUCCAGGAGAAAGGGAGAAGGCAUCAUAUCCUACUACAUGUACAUACGCAUACUGUUUUGCUUACUAUGACUUGGGAAUCGUAUGAGCUCAUUAUAACCAUUUUUCUUACCCUCUUCCUCCUAAUAUUUGUUUCUACUGCUGUCCUACUCAUAACCCUCGUCCUAUUUGUCCGUUACGGGUUCAGCAAAAGGGGUUGAACGCACACUAUUUUCAAGACCGUUCCAGUCUACAGCAAAUGCUUCCUUUUUCUAUUCCUACUUCGACUUCGCUGUACAAAUACUUAGGGGUUUCAUCCUUCGCUUUACACACUGCAACUUCUAAGAGCACGCCAUGGAACUAAAUGAGACUACCAUGUCUUCUAAUUUAGAAGAAUACCUCGAAAUCCCGACGAGUGUUGGCGAGCAGACACCCGGAACAGACUCGGCCUCAUCCUUGGAUCAAGCCGAAAGCCAUUGUUAUUCCUCAUCUCGGCUCUCGUUACAGAGCUCGGUUCAAUCUCAACCUCAGCCUCAGCCGUAUCCAUAUCCGCAAACACAAUCUCAUCGGGAACCUAGUUACAGCCGUCUAGUCAAGCACUUCUGCCCUGUAACCCUUGUGGUGACCGCUGGCGCCUUUUGCCGCCACUGUCGUUCUCAUCACUAUAGCUUGGAUGAAGAUCCCUCCCCUCCUGCUGCACCUCCCUCAUCCCCAGCAUUGUCACCCGUGGGAAGCGACGAGUCAUACAGCUUUCUCGAAGUAGGCACCGAGAGGCUCAGUGCGGAGGCUGACGAUCUGGAACGACGAGUUAUGCUACUCACGGAGACCAUCAAGUACUUGAAGUUGGAGCGUGAAUCCCUUCAAUUCCGUAUUUAUUAUAUCGAGCAACAUCUAAGAAUGGUACAGGAAGUUGGCCCGUACUAUAGGUCUGCAGACAAUGGUGAAUGGGAACCUCUACUCGACGAUGGUAGCUGGGAAGAUGUCGACAGUGAGACAGAGCUGGAAGCCGGAUCGAUCAUCUCCGGUCAAGACGCCAAAGAGUUAGACACGGAGAUUGUGAGGAUCGACCCAGAAUGGACCAUUCUAUAAUGCCUUCUCGGCAAAUUUGAUUGGUCGGUUGAGGAAUUAGGAGGACCAGGGCGCUUUUCAGCGGAACGACUCAAGCAUAGUAUGCCAAGGAUUACGGUAACCCGCCAA
Molecule: messenger RNA, 1312 nt
Organism: Annulohypoxylon truncatum
Lineage: Eukaryota; Fungi; Ascomycota; Sordariomycetes; Xylariales; Hypoxylaceae
Exons: 2
Coding region: 470-1204 (244 amino acids)
Source: RefSeq, a predicted model, not a curated record